UGAUUCUUAAAGGAUAAAUUUUUUAUCUUGUGGAAGUGUGUUUCUGGGGGCAGUUGCUUCUGGAAAGACCUGGCAUCUGGCUCUAACGAAAGGUUCUUCAGGCUGUGUUGAGCUGGCAACGCUGUAGAAAAGCUCAGUAUGGCCGAAGCCUAAUAGGUUUCCUGAAACCUAUUCGUCGCGGAAAAGUGAACUUGGGUUAUUUCAGUUUAUUUAUAGAGUGGUUGGAGAUAUUCCUCCAUUUAACUUCUCAAACAUUUGUGCAAAAUGAACAAAACCAUUAGUCGUCCUGAAGAGUCAGACGAUAUCACUAUGACAGCUCAAGAACUGCAUGUUCUUUCAGACUUGGAUAGCCGGCAGUAUGGGUUUUUGAAUCUGAACCUAGCAGAGAAUGCCAAAAAGAAAGCUUUGAUCCAGAAGGCUGUAAAAUAUCUACAAAUGAUGGUUGUCCAAGCUCGCAGACAGCAAAAGGAGCAAAAUGAGAAUGAACCCAAUAAUUGCCAAGUUAAAAACAUCAGUAUAGACCCAAAAACUUGGGUUAAGUUGGGCCAUUUUCAUUUACUACUUGAAGAUUAUCGAAAAGCUCUAUCAGCAUAUCAGAUGUUCUACAAGACACAAGCAGAGAAUCACUGGCAGGAUACCACAUUUCUCUAUGGUCUUGGUCUUGUUUACUUCCACUACAACGCUUUCCAAUGGUGAGUUGUGUGGGGCUCACUAACUUGAGUUUGGGAAGCAUGAGUUUUCUAUACUAACAGGCUAUGGUGAAAUUUUGAGUCAUAUUGUCAGGAAAAGUCCUGCAUAUCUGCAAUGUUGAGUUAAACUUAUUUCUUGAA
Molecule: messenger RNA, 830 nt
Organism: Acanthoscelides obtectus
Lineage: Eukaryota; Metazoa; Arthropoda; Insecta; Coleoptera; Chrysomelidae
Source: the annotation of a GenBank genome assembly